AUGAACCGGAUAAACGAAGCCUCCCCCAUCCGCAUUUACGACACCGACAGCGAACCAGAGGAUUCCAUCUCAGCAACGACGUCCGGCAACGACACCACCUCAGAGACGACGUCCGGGAGCGACACGGACGACAGCUCCUCCGAGUCGUCAACCCCUCAGAAGUCCCGGUUCACCCGGGAGAACCUAUGCGCCUACGCCACGGAAGGGACGAGCUCCGAUCCCGAGAAGACCACUCCUCGGCGGGACCCCCGGCAAGGCCGAGGAAUCUAUCAAAACAACGAGGACGCCGAGGGCAGCACCCUGCCGAACGACCAGGCCGAGGAGGACGCCUCGGCAGAUUCGAGCAGAGAACCAGACAACAACGAAACUUUCAGUCAUCAAGUAACCGAGGACAAGACGACGAUAACUCAGGUGCUGACCCCAUGGGGGGUCAGAACCACCACGGUCCACGUACGGACCGUGGAAACCACGUUAGCAGUAACCCGGAGGCCCUUCCCCCAUGAUGACAGCACCACAUCAAAACGCAGCCGAUGCCACUAA
Messenger RNA from Drosophila obscura, 540 nucleotides. RefSeq names its product dentin sialophosphoprotein-like. The coding region runs from base 1 to 540 and encodes 179 amino acids. The transcript is spliced from 2 exons. The record is from RefSeq and is a predicted model, not a curated record. Lineage: Eukaryota; Metazoa; Arthropoda; Insecta; Diptera; Drosophilidae.